This is a messenger RNA of Astyanax mexicanus (Mexican tetra), 3972 nucleotides long. RefSeq names its product SWI/SNF related, matrix associated, actin dependent regulator of chromatin, subfamily d, member 2 (gene smarcd2). Gene Ontology annotation, cellular component: nucleus; SWI/SNF complex. Bases 134 to 1633 code for a protein of 499 amino acids. Gene Ontology annotation, biological process: regulation of transcription by RNA polymerase II. The transcript is spliced from 13 exons. NCBI's taxonomy places the organism in Eukaryota, Metazoa, Chordata, Actinopteri, Characiformes, Acestrorhamphidae. The record is from RefSeq and is a predicted model, not a curated record.
AGAGAGGGAGAUAGAAAGAAACAGAGGAAGAAAAGGAGAGAGAGAAACAGAAACAGGAGAGAGAGAGAGAGAGAACACGAGCGCGCGUGUGUUUUAUUUAGUAUAGUUUAGUUAUCGUCGGAGCUCGGGCAGCAUGGCUUCCAGACCGGGGUUCCUCCCGAACAGCCCGGCGGGUCCAGGCACCGCGAACCCCGGCCCCCCGGGGCCCCCAGGCAGUGUGCGUAUGGCGGGGAUGCCGCAGAGCACGGGGGGCUAUCGGGGUCUCCCGGUCCCCACUGGACAAUACCCGCGUCCCAGCAUGCCGCCCAGUCGAAACAUGCCCAUGGGUGGGAUGGGGCCAAUGGGAUCCCCCAUGCCUGGGCCAUCCUAUGGUGGCAGCAUGCGCCCCGGCAUGCCUCAGGCAGCGCUGGACCCGGUCCGCAAGAGACUGCUCCAUCAGCAGGCAGGGGGGCUGGUGGGGCCUCGGAGAGGGAUUAAAAGACGCAAGAUGGCUGACAAAGUCCUUCCACAGAGGAUUCGAGAUCUGGUUCCAGAGUCUCAGGCUUAUAUGGAUCUCUUGGCUUUUGAGAGAAAGCUGGAUCAGACCAUUGCUCGCAAGCGCAUGGAGAUCCAAGAGGCCAUUAAGAAGCCCAUCACGCAAAAGCGCAAGCUGAGGAUCUACAUAUCCAACACCUGCACACCUGCCAAGCCAGAGGGAGAAGAGGCUGAGAAAGUGGCAUCGUGGGAACUUAGAGUGGAGGGCAAACUCCUGGAUGAUCCUGGGAAGCAGAAGAGAAAGUUCUCAUCCUUUUUCAAGAGCUUGGUCAUUGAACUCGAUAAGGAACUGUAUGGUCCAGACAAUCACCUGGUAGAGUGGCACAGGAUGCCUACCACUCAGGAGACGGAUGGUUUUCAGGUGAAAAGACCUGGAGACGUCAGUGUGAAGUGCACCCUCCUUCUAAUGCUGGACCACCAGCCUCCACAGUAUAAGCUGGAUCCACGACUGGCUCGGCUUCUGGGCGUCCACACCCAGACUAGAUCCAGCAUAAUGCAGGCUCUCUGGCUUUAUAUCAAAAACAACAAGCUACAGGACAGCCACGAAAAAGAGUACAUCAACUGCAACCGCUACUUUAGACAGAUUUUUGCAUGCCACAGAAUGAGGUUCUCUGAGAUCCCCAUGAAGCUGGCUGGACUCCUGCAGCACCCCGACCCCAUCGUCAUCAAUCAUGUCAUCAGCAGUGUGGAUCCUAACGACCAGAAAAAGACAGCUUGCUUUGAUAUUGAUGUGGAAGUGGAUGAUCCACUGAAGAGCCAGAUGACCAGCUUCCUCUCAUCUACUACUAACCAACAAGAAAUUGCUGCCCUGGAAAUGAAGAUCCAUGAGACCAUCGAGUCCAUAAAUCAGCUGAAGACCCAAAGGGACUUCAUGUUGAGCUUCAGCAACAGUCCGCAGGACUUCAUCCAGGACUGGCUCAAGUCUCAAAGCCGAGACCUCAAGCUGAUGACAGACACUGCCGGGAACCCUGAGGAGGAGAGGAGGAGCGAGUUCUACCAGGCUCCAUGGGUCCAGGAGGCUGUGGGCCGUUACGUAUUCUCCAAGGUCCAUCAGAGGAGGCAGGAGCUGGAGCAGGUACUGGGCAUUCGUCUUACCUAAGCCUGAGGCUGCGGGUAGGGAACAUCUGAGCGCUUGUCUAGGAGCUGGUGUUUGCAUCCUAAUCAACAGGAUAAGAAGGGGGAAUCACUAGAUCACUGCUGGAUCUUGCAGACUUCUCCUCGGCCAUUCAGAAAGAGGUCCAGCUGUAUGGCGCGAAAAGUCCUACUAGAAAUGCUGCAAUGGUUCAACUGGAAUGUUGUUUUUCUUUCUUUAAAAAAAAUCAUACAUAUCUUUUUAACGUAAUGUGUAACAGGUUGAAUUUACACUUACAUUUGUGCCCUUAAUUUUUUUGUAAUUUUUUUCUUGUCAUAGAUGGCAGACAGUAUUUUGCUAUAGCUCCUUUGUUAGAUCAUAUGUGCUUUCUAAAAGCAUUUGCAUUGCCUUUGGAAUUAUUCAAGUUUGCCUUUUUUUUUUUUUUUUUUGAAAGAGCUUCUGAACAUAGCAGCUCUGCAAAGCCAUAACUGCCUAUUUUUUAAUCUUUUGUAUGUUUUUCCUGCAAGAAGAACAAUGUUUUACCUAGACAGAGGCUUAGAAUAAAGUAGUGUAGAGAGUUUUACAUAGAAUGUAGACUUUUUUGUAGAUGCAGGAAUCCAUCUCCGUCGGACUCUCAGGAAAAUGAUGCUGAUCUGCGUUGAAGAGCCAUUGUUCGGUCCACUCAAGCUCGAUGGAGACGCCAGCUGUUUUGCUUCAGUUGGGUUAAGGUCCCCCACCCCUUGCCUCGUUCUCCUCAGUCAGUGUUUACAGACUGUUUUGUGUUGUUAGGGUGUUUUACUGUGACUGUGCCAGACAUAGCUGUGAGUGUGUUAUACUUGCUUUGUACCAUUGAGUAGGAUUCAAAGCCAUUUUAAAGCCAUUUUGCAGUUUGAUAAUUGAUGCCGAGAUACCGCAAUUCUGAUUCCUUCACUCUUCAAAGAAUAGUUUGGCAGAAAAUCACAUUUCUACAGUUUCCCACAUACUCCAAAUGUAGUCUAUCAGCCAAGACUGUGUGCUUCUCUCAUUUUGCACUGUAGCUACAAGAGUAAUGAUUCUGUCAAGCCAUACAAGUGGUUGCAAAUUACAGGAAUAAUUGUGUUUGGCCUAAUUCAGUAUAUUUUUAUUGAUAACAGAAUGUUACAAAGUGUUGGAGAAAGUGUCUCUUAGAGAAAGUUUCUAUAAUUUAACUUAUUUCUAUAAUCCAAUAAUGCAGGGUAGUCUUAACCACAUCACAUUUAAGUUUAAGUUAUGUUAGAAAUACCAAAUCCUUUAAACAGAAACAUUAAGCAUUAUUCACUAUUAUUCAUUAAAAUUAUAAAUGUAGCAUUUAUGUUUUUUAUGAGCCAGUCUUAAUUACGAUAACACUUCAUUUUGAUUAAAAAAAAGUGUCAUUCUCUCUCAUUUUUUCAUAAUGGUGGGUAAUAACACAUUAAUGUGUGUAAAUUACCUGUUACCAACCAUUGUUGUAUAAAAUUUUAUUUUACAGACUGGUGUCACCACAAAAGUAGCCAGUAGAGAGCAUAAACAUUUAGUGUUUUCAAACUGUCCACUUUUUGAGUAUAUUUGGCAUCUCAUAAGGGAAUUUUGGUAUGAUAUUAAUAGGAACUAAAUGACUGCAGGGCAGUUACCCCUGUGAUAUUAAUCUCAGAUCAUUUUACACCAGGUAAUUUUAGUCUGAAUAUGUUACAAAGUGUACCAAGCUGUUGUUAUGUUGCUCUUCAUAGCAUGCAGCCCUAGCUCUUUAAUUAACUACAUUAGCAUUGCAGCUCCAGUGCAAAACUUAAGAAGCAAAACUGCCAACUUACACUGAACACAACUUGGCUGAUUACAUUAUUUAGGAAAAGGUUUACACUGUGCAAAUUUGAUUUACUAUUUUAAACUAUUCUAUUGAAUUGAUGUAGAUUAAAGCCAUAUCUCUGACUUGUCUUUACAGGUAAAAGUAUAAGUCUACUCAGUGCUUAGAACAUCUUGUGCUUUUUACAUUCCAUACAGCAGUGAAGCCACUGCUGUAGUAAAUGAUUGUUAAAGAGAUUAGCUCUUCAGGUUGUUUUUGUUUUUAAUGACACGUGCACUUGGUCAUUAUUACAUUUGUUUUUGCGUGUACUUUUAAAACCCGACCUGUGAGAUUAUUGUUAUAUAAACAUUUUUUUACUGCUAGUAUUGAGAUAGGUGCCAUUGUCGAGAAGUUUCAACAUGCUCUUGUACUUUUUAUAAUCAGCUGAGUGGGGUUAAACAUUUUUUUGUAAGACAAUGAAAAUAAUUGCAUGUUCUAUUUUGUAGUUUUUAUAUCAAUCAAAUGCUACUUUUCUACUUUUUUACAGGGCUGUUGUGUUUUUGUACAAUAAAAUUGUCUGCCCACACAAAAA